CAUUGUAAGUGGAGACAUCUAGAAAUGUCCGAUCUGUCGAUGCAAGGUAUAAUUGUAGCGGCCAAGGAGGUGCAUCCACAAAGUGCAACGGAGGCAGCGAUGAAUUCAGUUCGGUUGAUUACUAAAAAUCAAUCAUGCAAGUGUCGACAAAUCUACUCCACGUGCAGAAAGUGCAUCGACAGCGUUCAAGACACGUCCGACGAGAAGACAGCACAGAAAGCGGAAGUCGAUGAUUCCUCUUCGAUGGACGACAUGGUGGAGCCCACGAAUUGUUGCAUGUCUGGCUGUCCGAAUUGCGUGUGGAUUCAAUACGCGGAGAAAUUGAGCGGCAAACUUGAAAAGAGCGACGUGAAUUUGCAAAAACUGAUCAUGGAGAAAGUUCAAGACCCAAAUAUGAGGGCGUACCUAACGAUGGAACUUAAAUGUAGAAAUCUUUUCAAAGAUUGAGUCACUUCGUUGCGCAAACUGUAUAUAUGUACCAUACGAUAGAUGUAAUUCAGUUUUGUACAGUCCUAAAUUAAAAAUCACCUCGACACAA
Megalopta genalis is the source of this 538-nucleotide messenger RNA. RefSeq lists its product as uncharacterized. NCBI's taxonomy places the organism in Eukaryota, Metazoa, Arthropoda, Insecta, Hymenoptera, Halictidae. Gene Ontology annotation, cellular component: mitochondrion. The record is from RefSeq and is a predicted model, not a curated record.